CAGAAAAAAAAAAACUAAAAUGCGUCCAAGCAAAGCUUCAGUGACCCAAACAUGGCUGCUUUACACACAGCUUUGUCUUUGGAAAGAUCUCAUAAUCAGGUGUGUCCGUCAGUUCAUUAUAAAAGCAAAAUCGAUGCUUCUGAGUCAAAACAUGGUCUCUGAUUCUUCAGCUGAGAUCAGUGUCAUCGACGUCAAGUCUCAUCUCCCCAUCGGGAAAGAUCCCAGUAGUAGUAGCUUUCAGAUUGCCGAAAUUAGAAUUCAUGAUUCCGUUUGUAUUGAGAUUCCUGGCUCUGAAGAAACGCCUCUGUUAGGAUCGGUCAAGAGUUGUUGUUCUGCAGCUGCAACGAUUAUUGAAGAUCCUGCUACUGAGUUUAUACCAAAUAUAAGCUCUGGGAGUUAUGCGGAUAAGGGUGACUACAGGGAGUACAUGGAAGAUGAACACAUAUGCAUAGACGACCUUUCAGUUCAUCUUGGAUCUUCCUUCUAUAGAUUUCCUGUGCCUAUAGCUUUCUACGGUGUGUUUGAUGGCCAUGGUGGAUCUGAGGCAUCACAGUAUAUUAAAGAGAAUGCAAUGAGUUUGUUCUUUGAAGAUGCUGUUUUUCGAGAAUCUCCUUCGGUUGUGGACUCUCUUUUCUUGAAAGAACUGGAGAAGUCUCACCGGAAAGCUUAUAGGCUUGCUGAUCUCGCCAUGGAAGAUGACAGAAUAGUUAGUAGUUCGUGUGGAACAACCGCCUUGACGGCUCUUGUAAUAGGAAGACAUUUAAUGGUAGCUAACGCUGGUGAUUGCCGUGCAGUGCUAUGCAGAAAAGGAAAAGCAGUUGAUAUGUCAUUUGAUCACAAAUCUACAUUUGAGCCAGAACGGAGACGGGUAGAGGAUUUAGGUGGGUACUUUGAAGGCGAGUAUCUCAACGGUGACCUUGCUGUUACAAGAGCUCUUGGAGACUGGUCAGUAAAGAGGUUUUCACCCCUCGGUGGAUCUUUCUCACCUCUGAUCUCAGACCCGGACAUUCAACAGAUGAUUCUAACAGAGGAAGACGAAUUCUUGGUUAUGGGAUGUGACGGUGUUUGGGAUGUGAUGACAAGCCAGUAUGCUGUCACUUUCGUCAGGCAAGGAUUGAGGAGACACGGUGACCCGAGAAGAUGCGCUAUGGAACUUGGAAGGGAAGCGUUGAGGCUUGACUCAUCAGAUAACGUUACAGUGGUGGUCAUCUGCUUAACAUCAUAUCCAGCUCCACAGCGGAGAAGAAUUCGGUUCUGUGUUUCAGAAGAAGCCCGAUCCCGGUUACAAACUCUGCUAGAAGGCUAACUCUUAUGAAGGUUUUUGAGCAGUCUUGAGGAGGGGACAAUGUCUAUAUUAUAGCAACAGAGAUGGGUUUUUGGAGAUAACAACCCUCGCAAGGCUAAAGAUUUAUUUGAUGACAUCUCUGAUAUUGGAUGAAAAUAAAAGGAGGCAAAAAGAGAAGAUGAAAGACUUCUCUGUGUUGUUCAUAAGUGUUGUAGUAGCCAUUUUUGAUCUGUUUGUUUGGGCUAUUUCUCCAGUAGGAUCAUUGAGCACUUAUGUACAAAAACUAAUUAAGAUUGAAGUUAUUCCGGUUAUAAAGUUAAUCAACUGAUUCUUCCC
This is a messenger RNA of Camelina sativa (false flax), 1621 nucleotides long. RefSeq names its product putative protein phosphatase 2C 43. The record is from RefSeq and is a predicted model, not a curated record. Gene Ontology annotation, biological process: protein dephosphorylation. NCBI's taxonomy places the organism in Eukaryota, Viridiplantae, Streptophyta, Magnoliopsida, Brassicales, Brassicaceae. Gene Ontology annotation, molecular function: cation binding; protein serine/threonine phosphatase activity.